Messenger RNA from Paramecium pentaurelia, 216 nucleotides. NCBI's taxonomy places the organism in Eukaryota, Ciliophora, Oligohymenophorea, Peniculida, Parameciidae. The record is from the annotation of a GenBank genome assembly.
AUGGAGAAAAACUUUUUAGCAGUCGGUUUAAUGAUGUUAUUGGGAGCCAGCUUCUACUUGAACAACACAUAAAAAGUAUCAGACGAAAUAGAUACAGGCGAUCUUUAUACAAAUUGGAAGAUGAAAUAUAACAAGAGAUAUACAAACCAAAGAGAUGAGAUUUACAGAUACAAGGUUUUCAUUGACAACCUAAAACUACAUCAGAGCUUUCUAUGA